CUUACUAAUUUACCCACAGCACUCUAUAUAUAGAUCUAGACAGUCAUCUCUUACGACAAGCAUAGUGUGCUAUUCUGUCCGAGAGUCACAACAGCCACCCAUAUCAUGAACUAUGGACAAUGAUCUUGUAUUUUGAAGUAUCUUCACAUCUGACACCCCCUAAUCUGAAAUCAUGCCAGCGUGUCCCUCAACAGGGAGACGACAGCUUCAAUACACUGUCCUCAACGCCCGAUAUCUGUCCGCCUGACAGUGCAGAGAACCUGCUCACUUACGCUUGUCGUCUGCAUAUGAACUGAUCGAGCAGAUUUCUUCCAUAUGCUUACGGUCGUCUGCCUCUGACUAUCACACCAACAUGGCGACUUUAGACGCGUGGGGGGAGGCGGGGCAGAAGUAUAAAAUCCACGAGGAGACCCUUGCGUUUUUUCGCCAACAAAAAGAGAGGGGAGCAAGACCCUAUCCAGAGCUCAGUGUGGAGGAAGCGCGUGAAGCCAACUUGCAGACGUCACUUUUCUACGCGGGAGACACUGAAUUCAAAGGCAGCAUCAAGGAAUUCACAGUUCCGUCCGUUCAUUGUCCGGGUAAGGCCGUAUUUACACACAGAGACGAGGGCCCUCUUAUCUUGCCCAUUCUUAUCAGUGGAAAAAAAGAGGGCGUUGCUGUCAGCGUGUACAAGGACUCCAUCUGCCCCCUCACAGCCCCAGUGCUCGUCUACUUCCACGGUGGAGGAAUGGUGGUAGGCUCCAGACAGGCUUAUGAUGUCACCUGUAAACUAAUAGCCAGAGACACGCCCUGUAUAGUGGUGAACACGGAGUACCGCCUGGCACCGGAACACAGGUUCCCUGCACAGUUCAAGGACGUGGAGUGCGUCACUAGAUGGGUCUGCAUGAACAAGGCACUCAUAGGGGCAAAUAACUCUAGUCGAGUUGGUGUUGGAGGCGACAGCGCAGGGGGAAACCUGGCGGCGUCCGUCUGUCACCAAGUCAACGUCGACUUUCAGGUUCUAGUGUACCCUAUGACGGACCACACGUGCUCACAGCCAUCUUUCAGCGAGUUUGCCACAACACCAGGACUUAACCAAAGCAUGAUUCAGUGGUUCCAGGACCUUCACUUCACCUCCCCUGAAGAAGUGAAAGAUCCCCGCUACUCUCCCUUACUACACAAAGACUUCAGUCGCCUGCCACCGGCAAUAUUUGUUAUAGCAGAACUGGACCCUCUAAGAGAUUGUGGAUACGCCUAUCGGGAUAAAUUAUCGUCUGCUGGCGUCACAACUGACUGCAUCACACUCCAGGGGGCGCCCCAUGCAUUUUUCCACAUGCCAGGAAACUAUGAAGUGAACUGCCGUUUGUCCUACGAAGCUGUUACAAGGUUCAUCCGCAAAUUUAGUCACUGAGAAAAA
Messenger RNA from Haliotis rufescens (red abalone), 1396 nucleotides. RefSeq names its product esterase LipI-like. The transcript has 8 exons. Gene Ontology annotation, molecular function: short-chain carboxylesterase activity. Lineage: Eukaryota; Metazoa; Mollusca; Gastropoda; Lepetellida; Haliotidae. The coding region runs from base 353 to 1390 and encodes 345 amino acids. The record is from RefSeq and is a predicted model, not a curated record.